Molecule: messenger RNA, 952 nt
Organism: Gymnodraco acuticeps
Lineage: Eukaryota; Metazoa; Chordata; Actinopteri; Perciformes; Bathydraconidae
Product: CAAX prenyl protease 2-like
Exons: 8
Coding region: 1-933 (310 amino acids)
Biological process (GO): CAAX-box protein processing
Cellular component (GO): endoplasmic reticulum membrane
Molecular function (GO): metalloendopeptidase activity
Source: RefSeq, a predicted model, not a curated record
AUGCUGGAACCAGAACAUGGCCCUGUAAUCCAGGAGGAGGUGGAGCACAGCCAUGUGAGGUGUUGGGUGUGUGUGCUGAGCUGCCUCCUGCUCGCCUGUCUGUACGUUGGCAGUUUGUACAUCUGGAGAAGCAGCUUACCCAGGGAUCAUCCCAGUGUGAUAAAGCGUCGCUCUGCAAGUGUGUUGCUGGUCUCUGCGCUGUCACCUGCAGUGGUGAAAGCAUGGAUGCACUGGGCUGAUAUCAGGGUCAAUGCAUUCGUGUUGGAGUUGAUGGGCGUCCGAUUGGAGGGUCUUGUUCCCGCAGCCAUUCUUCCGCUAAUACUAACAAUGGCAUUUUAUCUGGGGCCUCUGGUACACUCUGCGAUGGACAACCCCAAAGGCUUCUCUGGGGAGUUGCAGUCUCUCCUAGAUGUGCAGUCCUGGAGGUGGUGUGUGAGAGAUGCAGUGUGGCUCAGGAACCAGCUGGUGGCUCCAGUGACGGAGGAGCUGGUGUUCAGAGGGGCCAUGCUGCCCAUGCUGGUGCCCUGCACUGGACCCACCGCUGCCAUCUUCAUCGCUCCGCUCUUCUUCGGAGUUGCCCAUUUCCAUCACAUCAUAGAGCAACGGCGCCUCCACAAGGACAGUAUGAGUAUCAUCCUAUUGGUAUCAGGGACGCAGUUCUUGUACACAACUUUGUUUGGUGCCUUCACUGCCUUUAUAUUUAUGAGAACUGGUCACAUUGUGGGUCCAGUUGUGUGCCAUGCGUUCUGUAACAGUCAGGGCCUGCCUGACCUAACCUCAGCCCUGCAACACCCCCAAAAAUCAGCCAUACUCCUCUCCUAUCUGGUGGGGCUGCUGCUGUUUCUGGUGCUUUUAUUCCCUUUGACAGACCCCUUUUUAUAUGGUCCAAUUCCCGUCUGCAGCCUGUCUGCCCCUGCAGCGUCUGCAUGCUAGAUUUAAUUAAAUUAAAUAU